AUGUACAACCCCGCUAAGAACCAAACGGCCUCGCCCUCUCGAGGGUCUAACCUCCUCGUCGAGCACCAGCUUUCUGGGACGUCCACGGUGGAGGCACAGGAUACUAAUGGGCUGCCAUCGCUUGGUUGUCUGGGUCCUCUUCGGGUGUAG
Laccaria bicolor S238N-H82 is the source of this 150-nucleotide messenger RNA. RefSeq lists its product as uncharacterized. NCBI's taxonomy places the organism in Eukaryota, Fungi, Basidiomycota, Agaricomycetes, Agaricales, Hydnangiaceae. The transcript has a single exon. The record is from RefSeq and is a predicted model, not a curated record. The coding region runs from base 1 to 150 and encodes 49 amino acids.